This is a messenger RNA of Perkinsus marinus ATCC 50983, 904 nucleotides long. RefSeq lists its product as hypothetical. The coding region runs from base 11 to 904 and encodes 297 amino acids. NCBI's taxonomy places the organism in Eukaryota, Perkinsozoa, Perkinsida, Perkinsidae. The record is from RefSeq and is a predicted model, not a curated record. Gene Ontology annotation, cellular component: mitochondrion. The transcript has 4 exons.
AGUUCUUCUUAUGACACUGUCGUUCAGUGUGAGAGCUGUCGAAGGCCUCGCGGGUCGCACCAAUUACGUAUAUCAUCGGAAAGGCUUGGGGAAGAGGGUCCAAGUGUGGUUCCUCGGUGACAUAUCGACAUUCGCUGGCGGCUUCAAGUCUCGACCGAGUGGAGAUGUACGUAACGACUAUCGCUACAGCAUGGACGGUGUUGCAUGGGUCAUCAGCAGUCUCGUGCCACAGGACGUUGAUUUGAUUCUAAUUCGGCCGCACUUACUGACCGACUCUGUUUACGCCAUCUAUUCAAAUUUCACUCUAGUAGAUGCUCACGGUUCUCCACGUUGGAAGGACAUGCGGGAGUAUCCGGAAAUAGCUCCCGAUGGGGCAGCUCACUUGAAGCAGCUCUUGAGCAAUGUUCUCGAGGAUAAGUUAGAUGCGUCAAAGGGCAUCAGCCUGUACAGUUUCAGUAAGGGCUGCAUUGUGCUGGCGUCGCUCAUGAAGAGCGGCUUUGCUGGGCUACCUAUAAGAAGGUUAACAUUCAUCGAUCCUGGCCUCAAUAGAGCUGAUGAAAUCUUCCCCAUCACACGUGAAGAACUGAAGGCUAUGGAUAAGAGUAUUAUCAUUGAAGUACAUUCGACACCGAGGCAAACGAAGGAUCCGGAUCGACCUUGGAUAAAAUUCGAAAUCGAGGAAUUUGUGAAGGAAUGCAACUUGUGCAGUAUUGAGGCACAUCAUAUUGAGCACUUCAAGAACGUAACGGUUAUGGGGCCAGCUAAUGCACUCGACAUGCACUUCGAUGCUAUCCCAGCUGCUCUUGGGAGCACGAAGGCUCGAGGCUACUUUGGAAAAUGGGCUGCUGGCCUGUCGUUUGAUACUGUGCGACCGAUUGUCAAUGAACCACAUUUCUAUCGAUAA